AUGAAAAGUAGUCCCGGCUUUGGCACCGAAUUUAUGCUCUUGAGGACUCUUGCCGCGCAGCCAUCCGAGAAGGUGGUCCCAACAUCGCUCGGCAGUGCAGACUCGGAAGUCUUCUGGAGACGAGAUACCAGUACAUACAGUACUUGUGCUGCCGCGUCAGUGGCGAAAUGUACAACCAUGAAGCGGUGGACCAGGCAGCAGCUCAGCAGUGCAAGAGAAGCGAAAGGUGGGUGCAAGCAAGAGUCGUGGUUGAACCAUGUUCAGCGCUGCUGGACGCGACCUCUAACAUUUUCUAGGACCGAAAUCUUACUGAUAGCUCUUCUAUUUCGGUAA
Messenger RNA from Seminavis robusta, 333 nucleotides. NCBI's taxonomy places the organism in Eukaryota, Bacillariophyta, Bacillariophyceae, Naviculales, Naviculaceae. The record is from the annotation of a GenBank genome assembly.